Nerophis ophidion (straightnose pipefish) is the source of this 4977-nucleotide messenger RNA. RefSeq names its product zinc finger protein 771-like. The coding region runs from base 291 to 1688 and encodes 465 amino acids. Lineage: Eukaryota; Metazoa; Chordata; Actinopteri; Syngnathiformes; Syngnathidae. The record is from RefSeq and is a predicted model, not a curated record. The transcript is spliced from 2 exons. Gene Ontology annotation, cellular component: nucleus.
UUCGCGCAAGCGCGGACGGAUCUUGUGGACGCCGACAAGUCAGUCUUAAUAUUUGUUUCCCCACUUUGUUAAUAUUUACUCCCUAUAAGAUACAUAUUUAAUUAUUUAUUUAAGGAUGAAAUCGUCUUGGCGCGUGAGUAAGUUUGCUCGCUCGUUAGCUUAGCUCACUAGUUUAGCUUGGCUCGCUAGUUAGCUUAGCUUGUUAGCUGCUAACAGAAGACACAGAAGUUAUCAACACAUCGCUAAGUAGAGAUUAAGUGUGAGUGUCAAAGUGUUGGCAUUGUGUGAAAAUGUCUACAUUACACAUGUUGAGAGCGUUGGUGGACCAGCGACUAACUGCUGCCGUCGAGGAAAUAUUUGUAGUGUUAGAAAGAACGAUAGCAGAAUACGAGGCGGAACUUUCUAGAACAAAGGAGGAGAAUAAUCAACUACUGGACGCUGUCUUCAAGAAACAUCAAGAUGAGUUACACAGAACAGGCCUCGGUGAAGAACCUCUACCUCAUGAGCCGGAGGAGGAACCACAGUCCCCCCACAUACAUGAGGAAGAAGAGGUACCACAUUCCCGACACAUUAAAGAGGGAGGAGAGGUACCACCGCUCCAACACUUUAAAGAGGAAGCAGAGGAGCCACAGCUCCAAGGCAUUAAAGAAGAAGCAGAGGAGCCACAACCCUCCCACGUUAAAGAAAACGCAGAAGAGCCACAGUUCCGAGACAUUAAAGAAGAAGCGAUGGAACACAGCAUCAGUCAGGAGGGAGAGGAUGUUGAAGGACUGGAGGAGUCCCCAGGUACUGGUGUCCCUGUGAAGGGUGAAGAUGGUGAGGUCGAAGGGGAAAGUGAGGAGAAGAGAGAAGCAACAGAAGCUGAUGGAGACCACUGUGGAGGAUCACAAGCAGACAAGCUCUUAGCUCCACUAUCAGAUAGCGAGGACACCACGUCACACUCGUCCAACGCCGAUGUUGAAGACCGUAAAGACGACAAGACGUGUGGUCGUGACAAAACUCUCCUGAGGUGUUUUCACUGUGACAAAACCUUUACCCUCAAGCAGUCUGUAAAGAGACACAUGAAAAAUCACACCGGAGAGAAUUCCUUCCCGUGCUCGGCGUGUAGUCAAGUGUUCCGCGUGCAAGCGGACCUGAUAAAACACGCCACAAUCCACGCGCAAGAGAAACGUUUUUCCUGUUCAGUGUGUGGCGUGGCGUUCACACGGAAAGAAAGUCUGAGAAUACACAUGAGAACUCACCCCGGAGUGAAACCUUUUACCUGCUCGGUGUGCGGGAAGGGUUUCGUUCGAAACACCACCCUGAAUCGACACAUGAAAACGCACACCGGGGAGAAACCUUUCCAUUGCUCAACCUGCGACGUCUCCUUUACGAGGAAGGAUCAUUUGAAGGCGCACACCAAAAGACACAGCAGAUCAAGACCUCAUUCCUGUUGCAUCUGCGGCACUCGCUUUAGAAUGAGGAGCUCUUUGGAGAAACACCUGCAAGGACACGCCGGGGGGAGAGUGUUAAUUUGCAGCAUGUGUGAUGAAAGAUUCUCCGAUGAGUACCAACUUGACGGACACGUGUGUGCUAGUGAGAACGGCGGCAGUGGAAUGGGAAAGCGCUCCGCGUCUCCCAGGCAGAACCCAAAUGAUGAUCGGGAUCAACACCAAAGUUUAAUCACUUGUUCCUUAUCCCAUUUCUGACACGUCCUGAAAGUUUCAUUAACUUUGAGUUACUUUUCAAUUGUUUCAAUGGCAAACAUCCGGCUUAAUAGUGAUUCCCAGAGCCCAAAAAAAGUCUGCGGGCUAUAGAGCGUUUUCUAUUGGGGCUCCAGUACUCUGGAAUGUAACAGCUAGAGAUGCUUCCUCAGUAGAAGCAUUUGCAUCCAUCCAUUCAUACAUUUUCUACCACUUAUUCCCUUUUGGGGUCGCUGGUGCUUAUCUCAGCUACAAUCGGGCGGAAGGCGGAGUACACCCUGGACAAGUUGCCACCUCAUCGCAGGGCCAACACAGAUAGACAGACAACAUUCACACACUAGGGACCAUUUAGUGUUGCCAAUCAACCUAUCCCCAGGUGCAUGUCUUUGGAGGUGGGAGGGGCCUAUCCCCAGGUGCAGGUCUUUGGAGGUGGGAGGGGCCAAUCCCCAGGUGCAGGUCUUUGGAGGUGGGAGGGAGCCGGAGUACCAUCUUAAAACUCAUUUGUAUACUCUAGCCCAGGGGUCACCACGUGGUGCCCGCGGGCACCAAGUCGCCCGUAAGGACCAGAUGAGUCGCCCGCUGGCCUGUUCUAAAAAUAGCUCAAAUAGCAGCACUUACCAGUGAGCUGCCUCUAUUUUUGAAAUUGUAUUUAUUUACUAGCAAGCUGGUCUCGCUUUGCUGGACAUAUUUAAUUGUAAGAGAGACAAAACUCAAAUAGAAUUUAAAAAUCCAAGAAAAUAUUUUAAAGACUUGGUCUUCACUUGUUUAUAUAAAUUCAUUUCUAUUUUUACUUUGCUUCUUAUAACUUUCAGAAAGAUAAUUUUAGAGAAAAAAAUACAACCUUUAAAAUGGUUUUAGGAUUUUUAAACACAUAUACCUUUUUACCUUUGAAAUUCCUUCCUCUUCUUUCCUGACAAUUUAAAUCAAUGUUCAAGUAUUUUUUUAUUUUUUUAUUUUUUUAUUGUAAAGAAUAAUAAAUACAUUUUGAUUUUAUUCUUCAUUUUAGCUUCUGUUUUUUCGACAAAGAAUAUUUGUGAAAUAUCUCUUCAAACUUAUUAUGAUUAAAAUUCCCAGAAAUUAUUCUGGCAAAUCUAGAAAAUCUGUAGAAUCAAAUUUAAAUCUUAUUUCAAAGUCUUUUGAAUUUCUUUUAAAAUUUUUGUUCUGGAAAAUCUAGAAGAAAUAAUGAUUUAUCUUUGUUAGAAAUAUGGCUUGGUCCAAUUUGUUAUAUAUUCUAACAAAGUGCAGAUUGGAUUUUAACACAUUUAAAACAUGUCAUCAACAUUUUAAAAUUAAUCUUAAUCAAAAAUAAUUACUAAUGAUGUUCCAUAAAUUCUUUUUUUAAUUUUCUCUUCAUUUUUUUCGGUUGAAUUUUGUAUUUUAAAGAGUCUAAAUUGUAGAUAAACUACCGUAUGAUUCAAAAUGACGUUUUUAUUUUUUUUGUGUUUUCUCCUCUUUUAAACCAUUCAAUUAAGUGUUUGUUAUUUUCAUCAUUUAUUAUCUACAAAAAACUUGUUAAAGGAAAAAAAAUGUACGACGGAAUGAGACAGAAAUACCCAUUUUUUAAUAUAUGUAUAGAUGUAUUUAUUAAAGGUAAAUUGAGCAAAUUGGCUAUUUCUGGCAAUUUAUUUACGUGUGUACUUUUCACUAUUAUGUUAAAUCCACUAUGGACUGGACUCUCACACUAUUAUGUUACAUCCACUAUGGACUGGACUCUCACUAUUAUGUUAGAUCCACUAUGGACUGGACUCUCACACUAUUAUGUUAGAUCCACUAUGGACUGGACUCUCACACUAUUAUGUUAGAUCCACAAUGGACUGGACUCUCACUAUUAUGUUAGAUCCACUAUGGACUGAACUCUCACACUAUUAUGUUAGAUCCACAAUGGACUGGACUCUCACACUAUUAUGUUAGAUCCACUAUGGACUGGACUCUCACACUAUUAUGUUAGAUCCACUAUGGACUGGACUCUCACACUAUUAUGUUAGAUCCACUAUGGACUGGACUCUCACACUAUUAUGUUAGAUCCACUAAUGGCUGGACUCCCACACUAUUAUGUUAGAUCCACUAUGGGCUGGACUCCCACACUAUUAUGUUAGAUCCACUAUGGACUGGACUCUCACUAUUAUGUUAGAUCCACUGUGGACUGGACUCUCACUAUUAUGUUCGAUCCACUAUGGACUGGACUCUCACUAUUAUGUUAGAUCCACUAUGGACUGGAUUCACACUAUUGUGUUAGAUCCACUAUGGACUGGGCUCUCACUAUUAUGUUAGAUCCACUAUGGACUGGAUUCUCACACUAUUAUGUUAGAUCCACCAUGGACUGGACUCUCACACUAUUAUGUUAGAUCCACUAUGGACUGGACUCUCACACUAUUAUGUUAGAUCCACCAUGGACUGGACUCUCACUAUUAUGUGAGAUCCACUAUGGACUGGACUCUCACUAUUAUGUUAGAUCCACUAUGGACUGGACUCUCACUAUUAUGUUAGAUCCACUAAUGGACUGGACUCUCACACUAUUAUGUUAGAUCCACUAAUGGCUGGACUCUCACACUUAUUAUGUUAGAUCCACUAUGGACUGGACUCUAACUAUUAUGUUAGAUCCACUGUGGACUGGACUCUCACUAUUAUGUUCGAUCCACUAUGGACUGGACUCUCACUAUUAUGUUAGAUCCACUAUGGACUGGAUUCACACUAUUGUGUUAGAUCCACUAUGGACUGGACUCUCACUAUUAUUUUAGAUCCACUAUGGACUGGAUUCACACUAUUAUGUUGGAUCCACUAUGGACUGGACUCUCACUAUUAUGUUAGAUCCACUAUGGACUGGACUCUCACUAUUAUGUUAGAUCCACUAUGGACUGGACUCUCACUAUUAUGUUACAUCCACUAUGGACUGGACUCUCACUAUUAUGUUAGAUCCACUAUGGACUGAACUCUCACUAUUAUGUUACAUCCACUAUGGACUGGACUCUCACUAUUAUGUUACAUCCACUAUGGACUGAACUCUCACUAUUAUGUUACAUCCACUAUGGACUCUCCAUGGUUUUUCCUAGUCAUUCACAUCAAUGUGUACUUCUGCUAAUAUUUAAGAAGUGAUGAUGAUGUUGUGGUUCAGUUUUCCAAAACAAGUCUCCACCGUGAUGGUGCCAGCGAUCCUUCCACAUGUAUAUUAUACAUUAUACAAUAUAAUCAUGCACACCUUUUGUUAGAUCAACAUUGUUGUUUGUACUCGCAAUUUGAAAACCAGCGCUGUAUCCUUUGCAAGAGACCUUGUAGAAUAAAGUAUCGUUUGUUCAUG